CAGUCCCAGAGGGUGCCUGGGCACUUCAGAGGCUCCAGCAUGGGCAUCUCCCAUCCAGAGCCUAGACCCUGGAAGAGGGGACCUGUGACCGCACCUGGAGCCAUGCAGGCAGAGAGUGGCACUGGGAUGGCCGACUCCACAGCCUCCAUGCCCUGCCGCCCUGUGAAGACCCUGCAGAAGCAGUGGCUGGAAAAGCUGGGCGCACUGCAAUACGUGCUGACUUUGUGCUCAGUCCCAUUCAACGUCAUUCUUCUCUUCCACCUCCUCUUCACGCGGCUCUGGCCUCUGUCUGUUCUCUACAUGAUGUGGCUCUACCUGGACAGGCACACACCCAGCCAAGGGGGAAGGCGAUUUGUGUGGCCAAGGACCUGGGCCAUCUGGAAACACCAAAGGGAUUACUUUCCUAUCAAGCUGGUGAAGACGGCAGAGCUGCCCCCCAGCCAGAACUACGUGCUGGGAGCCCACCCCCACGGGGUCAUGUGCACCGGAGCCUUCAGUAAUUUCCUCACUGAGAGCAAUGACUUCUCCCGGCACUUCCCGGGGCUGCAGCCCUGGAUAGCCAUGAUGGCCAGCUUCUUCUAUGUCCCCUUUUUACGAGAAUACAUCAUGAUGCAUGGACUGCGUCCCGUGAGCCGUCAUAGCCUGGACUUUGUGCUGUCUCAGCCCCAGCGGGGCCAGGCGGUGGUCAUCGUGAUUGGGGGUGCCCAGGAGAUCCUGUACACGGCCCCAGGGCAGCACAGCCUGGAACUCCUUAAUCGCAAAGGCUUUGUGCGCCUGGCACUGAGGCACGGGGCCUCCCUGGUGCCUGUGUACUCCUUUGGGGAGAACGACACCUUCAAAGGUAUGAAUUUCUCCAAAGGCUCCUGGCAGUACCUGUGCCAGGUCACCUGCAAGAGGGUCACCAGCAUAGCUCCCUGCAUCUUCUGGGGCCGUGGUCUCUUCUUGCACAAGUCCUGGGGUCUGCUGCCCCUGCCCGUGCCCAUCACCACUGUGGUGGGCGGCCCCAUCCCCGUGCCCCAGUGCAGCAGCCCCAGCCAGGAGCAAGUUGACCACUACCACAGGCUCUACAUGGACGCCCUGGAGCGGCUGUUUGAGGAGCACAAGGAGAGCUGCGGGGUCCCUGCCUCCACCCGCCUCACCUUCUUCUAGGCCUGGCUCAGCCUCCCAACUCAGCUCCUGAGCCCUGUGCACUGCGACCCCAGCUCCCGCCUUGACCUCCCCUCCAAUAAAGGCUGGUUCUGGAGGGAGUGCGGCCAGGCACUGCCACCCCGUCCUGUCUGCUGCAGAGGGGCCGCCUGGGGUGGGUCUCAGCACCCUGCAUUCUCCUGCCAGGAGAGCUGACUGUGCCCCGGGACCUGGGAGACGUCUCCCCCUCCUGGGCCCCUGCUCCCCCUGUGAAGCAAGGCUGCUGCUUAGCUCAGAGCUGGCAGUUAUGAGCGUCAGGUGCCAGAGGUGUGUAUUGAACCCAGGCACUGUGUGGGAAUUGUGCAUCUUUGUAAUAUUAGUUUAUUUAUUUGAAGGGGGGAGAGACAGAGAGAGAUGUGAAACAGAAAGAGAGAGAGAGAGAGAGAGAUGAUGAUGAUGCUGAUGCUGAUGCUGAUGUGAAUCUGCUGCCUCUUGGUUCACUUCCUAAACACCCUCAGUGGCUGGGGCUUGCUCCGGCAUAAGCUUGGUCUCCCAUAUAGGCGGCCCAGGCUCUCGACACCUGCGGGGCUGCCUGCCCCACCCACAGCUGAGAACCCGCACCUGCAGUCCCCCUGGUCAGAGCGGCUCAGGGAUGGAUAGAGCCCCUUCCUGGCUGUCAAGUGCUGUGGACGUGACCGAGUGGUGAUGGCUGCUGAGGUCAGCCCAGGACCCUCCCGCGGUAGAAGAUGCUAAGUCCUUGGGCCCCUGCAGCCCUGUGGGAGACCCAGAAGAAGCUCCUGGCUCCUGCCUCAGAUUGGCUCAGCUCUGACCAUUGCAGCCAUUUGGGGAGUGAACCAGCAGAUGGAAGAAGAUGGAAGAACUCUCUCUCUCUCUUUCUCACCCCCCCUCCCUCUCUCAGUCUCUCUCUUUCUCUCUCUCUCCCUCCCUCUCUGUAAC
Oryctolagus cuniculus (rabbit) is the source of this 2082-nucleotide messenger RNA. The record is from RefSeq and is a predicted model, not a curated record. NCBI's taxonomy places the organism in Eukaryota, Metazoa, Chordata, Mammalia, Lagomorpha, Leporidae.